AUGGAUACAAGACGAUCUUGUAAAUUAUUGUUGGCAGCUACAGGUAGCGUUGCUGCCUUAAAAAUACCGACUCUAAUAAAAGCGUUAUUAGAAAUACCUGUGGACCAAAUGACUUAUGAUUUUGAGGUGCACUUAGUAGUUACGGAACAUGCGAAGCAUUUCUUCAAAAUGUCGGAUUUGCCUGCACACGUGAAAGUUUAUGAUGACAGUUUGGAGUGGCAAGCUUGGAAGCAAAGAGGUGACCCUGUUUUGCACAUAGAGCUUGGCAAGCUGGCUGACAUUAUGGUGAUAGCACCACUAGAUGCUAAUACUCUGGCUAAGAUGGCGCAAGGUCUCUGUGAUAACUUACUAACCUGCACAACCAGAGCGUGGGACAUGUCCAAACCUUUGAUCUUCUGUCCUGCAAUGAACACAAGGAUGUGGGAGCAUCCCGUCACUGCCCAGCAAAUAAGAUUGCUGAAGGAAUGGGGUCAUAUGGAGAUUCCACCGAUCAGUAAGACUUUGAUGUGUGGCGAUACAGGUAUCGGUGCCAUGGCUGAAGUGGAAACGAUUGUAGAGAAAAUCAAAAGUGUUGCCGAUGAGAAAUUCAAUGUAAAAUUUGAUUAA
Molecule: messenger RNA, 606 nt
Organism: Spodoptera littoralis (African cotton leafworm)
Lineage: Eukaryota; Metazoa; Arthropoda; Insecta; Lepidoptera; Noctuidae
Source: the annotation of a GenBank genome assembly